Messenger RNA from Amoebophrya sp. A120, 2089 nucleotides. Lineage: Eukaryota; Dinophyceae; Syndiniales; Amoebophryaceae. The record is from the annotation of a GenBank genome assembly.
GUAGCUGUAUGUUUGCAAUUGCACCAACCGUGAGGGCGUCCAGCUGCGCAGCUGUUCUCGCGUUUGCGUGCGGUAUCGGAGGCAGGGCUCAGUGUAUAAGUAUUAGUCUUGCCUGCGGACGUAUUUGUGUGUGUUCGCCGUGUGUGAUAUAUAGGAAUGUGUUGGGUUUCUUAUUCUUGUGUAUUCGUCUGCCUCUGAUUUAUUGAGCGGUGGCGCAUUUCACGUUAUCCUGCUCGAUUCUGCUUCUACCUUCAGUAGCCUUCCUUUCUUCGCCUCGUUCCUCAAUGAUACGUAGCUGCUGCACAUGUGAGCGCUGCUCUUCCGAUGGGUCGGCGCGGCCUAAAGCAAUAGAAGAAGUGAAUUGUCUUUGUCGUGGAUAGCGAUGGCGUUCGAAGUCUCGAGCGUUUCGUGAUAGUCGCAGCGGUCCGGCGUUCGUUGUGGGCAGUGGGGUGCCCACAUGGACCAGAAGCGUGGGACUUAGCAGCGUGCCGUGGUGCAGUCGCAAGAGCAGCGCCGCAGCCACCAGGACGCAGCUGAGUGACCACCAUGAGUGCUUCUGUGACUUACGAGGCCAUGGCUGCUGGCUGGUUUGCGGGGCUAGUCAAUAUCACGAUUGGCCAUCCCUUCGACACGGGAAAAGUCCGCGCCCAAGCUCGAGUCUCCGACAGCGAUGGUGGGAUCCGUCAGCUGCUGCGUUCGCCUUCUUCUGCAGGUACGGACUUCUGUCACCUUUGUGCAAGUAUGGAAGCACGCUGUCAAGGUAGUGCAGUAUGUAUGACAACCACAUGCAAAAAGUUGCUGGAUUGAUGCCAACGAAAAUUUCUCAGGUUCGAACAUCGGUAGCACUGGUUCGAGGGUUUUCGCGGGCGGAGGCCCGAUUCCGGCAGGAACUGCCAGUGACCGCGCUCGGCAGUAUGCGAAGGCCAUUCGCGUUCUUUACCGUGGAAUCCAUGGCCCGUUGCUGACCAGCGGAUUGAGCAGCACGCUGAUGUUUGGGAGUUGGCGAUACUUCAAGGAUCAGCUCUCCGUGGUGCCUGCAUUCGAUCCCGCCAACUGCGCUGACCCCCUAACGGCAACCCGGCAGACCGUGCUAAUCGACUUUGUGGCGGGGUGCGGGAGCGGCUGGGUCAAUGCGAUCCUCAUGUUUCCAGUGGUGUGCGUGAAGCUGCGGGCGCAGGUGACGCCCGCGAGCGCGGUACCAACCUCGUUCUUCCGGUCGGUGCGUGAUGUUCUCCCCUGGAUGAGACAGCCGUUGACGCUACUCCGCCUCGGCUAUUUACCGCACUUGAUCCAAGAGGGGAUUGGUCGCGGCUUCUACAUGGCAACGUUCACCUACUUGUCGGGCCAAUGCAGCCGCGCGGACGAGGCGGACGGGUGGCCGCGCCCCCUGGCCGGCGCCGCCGCGGGGAUUGCGGGCUGGACAGCCACCUACCCCUGUGACGUCAUCCGCAGUCGCAUGCAGCGGGACUUCCAUCAGCAUGGGCAGCUGCCGCACCAGGCCAAACUGCAAUCCAGCUGGAUCAAGUACGCUCGUCAGAUCCACCGCAAAGAAGGGCUUUCCGGUUUAUAUCGGGGCUUAUCUUUUUGCAUCCUGCGGGCUGCGCCCGUCGCAUGUUUCACUCUUCCCGCAUAUGACAUGUGUUUCAACUUGCUGCAUGAUAUGAACCGCCAAUAGAAGUAGACCGCGCCACGGCCACCGGGGACGACGAGUUCUGGCGACGCCUGAUUGGUUCUCUCUUCAUCUGCUCCACUCCGGAGUCGUACCGUCAAGCGACGCUUCUGGUCCGCUAGUCGAUUGGCUCUCACGGCGCAGAACAAAAAAUAAGUAUGUACUUCUCGGUAGAUAGCAUAAUUUUUGUUUCGAAGGCUUCACCAUUACCACUAAGCUGGCUUUGUUGUAUUCCAGGCUCAAAUGAAAAAAUGAAAACGUACUUGCCACUGCGAGGAACAUUUAAGUUGGAAAAAUGGUUUGAUUCUAAAUGUUGUAAAUCUAAAUGAACAAAAUUAGCUGUAGGUGUAGGACCAUGGAUGAUAUAUGUAAAUAUUUUCAGGAAGGAUUUAUUGGAAAAUUGAGAAUACAAAAACUAAU